Molecule: messenger RNA, 502 nt
Organism: Racocetra persica
Lineage: Eukaryota; Fungi; Glomeromycota; Glomeromycetes; Diversisporales; Gigasporaceae
Source: the annotation of a GenBank genome assembly
UAUUCAUUAGUAUUUGCUGCUUGCAAUCCACCUGAAUUAUGUGUAAAUAAUAAAUGUACUUGUAAUCCAAAUACUGCUUGUAAGUGCCCUCAACCUCCAAAUAGUCUUCCGCAAGGACAAUACUGUGGUGGUGCUCCUAAUAUGAUAGGAUGUAAUCAUACUCAUGUAUACGAAUGUAAUCCUUCUGGUGGAGUUUGUGAAUAUGGUUAUCGCGAUUCUUGUGCACAAUGUGGCGCACUUACCUGUCCAAACCCACAAGUAGCGCCAUCAAAACCUGUUGUAACAUCACCAAAACCUGUAGUAACACCACCAAAACCUGUAGUAACAACACCAAAAUCAGCUCCAAUUGUAGCGCCACAAAAAACCACUCCAGUAAAAAAACCUCCAACUUCAAUUACUUUUAAUGUUCCUCAAGCAUGUCUAGAUAUUACAAAUGAUAUUUUAUGUUUAUCUAAUCUUGGUAAAGAUUUGAAUCCUGUUGAAUUUGUAACUGCUGCAGCAU